AUGGGCUUCAUCAAGAAUGCAUUUGCCUCGUCCACGGGCCCGAGCCAGGUCAAUAAUGGACUGAACCAAUCGUUUCUUCCAUUCUCCGGCGGUGGUGGUAACGAUAACCCGCCGUCUGGCCCGCCUCGUAGUGUGCAUACUUCCCAAUCGCCACAGCCAUAUCCAAACACGGGCCCGGGAUGGACGGACGCUCCACCCGCAUACAGAAUACCACUGGGCGUGCCCAGCAGCAACGACCAAACUGUAAACGGCACUUAUGCCCCAAGAGGCUAUGACAACACCUCAGCGCAGCCAAUGCAACGCCCCCCCUUCCGUCCCAUAGCCCUCCCACAAAUCACCAGCGGCGACGGCCAGCCCUUCCUCCGAGCAUACAGCAACGAUCUAGGCUACUUCGGCAUCACAGCCCGACAUUUCGUGGAAGUGGUAGAUUCGAUCAACAAAGCCAUCAUCCCCAACAAGGCGAACAAAGUUUGCCAAAGUGCUGCAACGGUGGGCGGGCUGUUUCUACCGGGACUCGACGCCGUGGCCUUGAUGGUCGGCCAGAUUGGUGUUGGAGCUGGGUUUGCGGUUGGCCACGCCUCGAUGAUUGCGAGAGCCCUGUCGAAGGCUAAUUUGAACAUCUUCAUACCUGCGGGGCUUGAAAUUGGGCGAGACGUGCCAGACUUGAUGCACAUCGGCACGUCCGCCAAUAUCGACCAAGACCUCGGCAUACCGGAAAGAUCAGUCUCGCCCUAUAGUCCAGGUCCUGAGUCCAGGGUUGCAGCCUAUGGCAAUCUUCUAGCACCUCUUUCGAUGGUCUACCCACCGCUUAACGGCGCAUGGUCGAAGGAUCCCACGACAGAUGAUAGAAACAAUCAGAAUGGAAGAGGAAGGGCAAGACGAGACCGUCGACAAGGGAGACGAGGGAGGAACAGUGAUAAGACUGAUGCCAAGGAAGAUAGUAAACUGCAAUGGCUCAUAGUGAGGCCUGCAAAUCCGGAGAGUGUGGCGAAAUGGCAAAAGACCCUGCAGCAAAGCGAGGCCGCCUUGGAGAAAGAGCCAGAAUGA
Zasmidium cellare ATCC 36951 is the source of this 1047-nucleotide messenger RNA. RefSeq lists its product as uncharacterized. Lineage: Eukaryota; Fungi; Ascomycota; Dothideomycetes; Mycosphaerellales; Mycosphaerellaceae. The coding region runs from base 1 to 1047 and encodes 348 amino acids. The record is from RefSeq and is a predicted model, not a curated record. The transcript is spliced from 5 exons.